This is a messenger RNA of Pteronotus mesoamericanus, 3550 nucleotides long. It is a transcript of the gene CRK, whose product is annotated as CRK proto-oncogene, adaptor protein. The record is from RefSeq and is a predicted model, not a curated record. Gene Ontology annotation, molecular function: signaling adaptor activity; receptor tyrosine kinase binding. The transcript is spliced from 3 exons. Gene Ontology annotation, biological process: signal transduction; cell migration. The coding region runs from base 139 to 1053 and encodes 304 amino acids. NCBI's taxonomy places the organism in Eukaryota, Metazoa, Chordata, Mammalia, Chiroptera, Mormoopidae.
GCCCGCGGCCGCCGCCGCCAUUUCGGGCGCUGCUGUUAGGCUGAGACCCGAGCCGGUCCGCUGGGCGGCGGGCGACGGAGCUGGAGAGGCGCGCGCGCGGCGGCGGCGGCGGCCCAGCGUGUAGGCACCGAGGCGGCCAUGGCGGGCAACUUCGACUCGGAGGAGCGGAGUAGCUGGUACUGGGGGCGGUUGAGCCGGCAGGAGGCGGUGGCGCUGUUGCAGGGCCAGCGGCACGGGGUGUUCCUGGUGCGGGACUCGAGCACCAGCCCCGGGGACUAUGUACUCAGCGUCUCCGAGAACUCGCGCGUCUCCCACUACAUCAUCAACAGCAGCGGCCCGCGCCCACCGGUGCCACCGUCGCCCGCCCAGCCUCCGCCCGGGGUGAGCCCCUCCAGACUCCGAAUAGGAGAUCAAGAGUUUGAUUCAUUGCCUGCUUUACUGGAAUUCUACAAAAUACACUAUUUGGACACUACAACGUUGAUAGAACCAGUUUCCAGAUCCAGGCAGGGUAGUGGAGUGAUUCUCAGGCAGGAGGAGGCAGAGUAUGUGCGAGCCCUCUUUGACUUUAAUGGGAAUGAUGAAGAAGAUCUUCCCUUUAAGAAAGGAGACAUCCUGAGAAUCCGGGAUAAGCCUGAAGAGCAGUGGUGGAAUGCAGAGGACAGCGAAGGCAAGAGGGGGAUGAUUCCAGUCCCUUACGUGGAGAAGUAUAGACCUGCCUCCGCCUCAGUAUCGGCUCUGAUUGGAGGUAACCAGGAGGGUUCCCACCCACAGCCACUGGGUGGGCCGGAGCCUGGGCCCUAUGCCCAACCCAGCGUCAACACUCCGCUCCCUAACCUCCAGAAUGGGCCCAUUUAUGCCAGGGUAAUCCAGAAGCGAGUCCCUAAUGCCUACGACAAGACAGCCUUGGCUUUGGAGGUCGGUGAGCUGGUAAAGGUUACGAAGAUUAAUGUCAGUGGUCAGUGGGAAGGGGAGUGUAAUGGCAAACGAGGUCACUUCCCAUUCACACAUGUCCGUCUGCUGGAUCAACAGAAUCCUGAUGAGGACUUCAGCUGAGUAUAGCUCAACAACCAAUUUUGCUGACAGAUGGGAACAAUCUUUUUUUUUUUUUUCCUCUUCAAUUGCCAUCUAUACAAUUUUCUUACAGAUGUCAAAACAGUCUAGUUUAUAUAAGCGUUCUGUUACCUGUGAUUAUUUUUAGACUGAACUACUAUAUCCCUAGUCCCAUUUACCACAUUCAGGGUACAAAACUGGAGGGCUUGUGUGUUAACUUCUGAAUUGGAAAUUCUAGGUGGUCGCCGCCAUGCCCGAGGGUGUUAGAGGGAUAGGGUUCUUGCCUCCUUUCUCUCAGGCAGUGCACAUCAACCUGUGGAAACUGAUGGACAGAAGAGAAGCGUUGCACACGGCUUACCCUGAUUUAUCCAGUGGCAUUGUUUUCAUUCUGAAACCGUCCUAUCAAAUGGCAAUAGACUGUUCCCUUUCACCCCCGUAAAAUAAUCAUGUACCAUGUGAAUAGUACCCAGUGGGAUUGCUUUUUCAUUUAUAGAACACGACCGUUGUAUGACUCAUUCUGACAGUUCAAAUCCUGAGAUUUCUGAGGACACUACUAGAGGCAUUUGUCUUCCUUCCUAGUCAAUGCUUCAUACUUUUUCUUGGGAUUCUUUGAACCCUGUCAUCCUUUUCCAGAUAGGUUAAUUCUAAAAAAAAAGUGUUUAUUUUCAUUCCAGAUGACAAGCAGGAUGUGCAGAGCACUUUAUUCAGUGCAUAGCUUUAAGCCAGUAUUGGAUUCACUGAGUGGACAGCCAAACUCUCAGCUCUCUGCCUUCCCUCGAGGGGCCAUAGCAGGUUCACAGUGCUGCCGCAGCUCAGUGGGCUCCUGACUAACGGGAUCCAGCAGGGACAUUUCUCCUGAGUGCCAGUGUCCUGCUAGGGGAUUCUUUGAAAUUCUUAGCUUCUACUUGGAGUGGAAGGACCAAUCACUUGGAAUAUUCCAUAGAAGGUUUUGGGGCCAAAUUCUGCCCUCUGCUUUAUGUGCAACUUGUAUAAAAGUCAAGUUAAAAUUACAUGAGUUUGGGAAUAGAGGUAGCACUUUGAAAAAUGUUUGAAUCAAUCAAGAAUUAACUUAGGUAUUAUUCUUCACGUUGCCAGAAUAGUGCUUGAAGUACAUUACUUUAUAAACUGCCUUCAUUUUUGGCUCUUUUUCUCUAUGUUCAAGUUUAGUUUACAAAUCCUUUUUAGUAUGGAAUGGUUUUUAUAGGGUCAGGUGCUCCAAAGAAUAUAGACUUCUGAGACCAAAAAUGAUCUAGGCUGUAUAGACUACAACAUGAAAUUUUCAAGGCUGGUUUCUAGCCUAGAAAAGCACUAACUGGUCUGUGGUAUGGUAUGACCAAUAGAAACACCUUAUAUUUUGUUGAGGGCCUAUUUUAGAAAAGAAACAUACCUUUUUAAUUGUUUUGCAUAGGUAAUGGUUAAUUUGCCUUCUUCCAUGUACACCAAAUUAUGGCCUCCCGGUGACCAGCACAAUGCCUGGCACAGUUGGUGCGCAGAUGUGUGUCUUAGUGAAUGAGGGGUGGGCAGGAGCUCAUUAUGUGGCACAGGGAAGCCACCUGGCACAGGAGUACAUACGUUACCACAAGGAAACUAAUGAAUUGACGCUAAUUUAAUAUAUUUUUACCUCACACUAAGGUAAUGCUUGAUAAAGAGAUUGACUCGACUUUUUAAAUGUUAGCCCAGUGCUAUGCACAUAGUGGGUGCUCAAUGUUGAAUGAACAAAUUUGCAAUACUAGGUUUAAUUUCCACCUGACUACUUUGUUAAAUUUUCAGUUAGAGGAUAGAUACUGUAAAGUCCAAAUACACAUUAAAUCUUGUUUUCCUGAAAGUAUGACAUCUAAAAUAUUUGUAGAAAAACCUUGUCACAACUGAUUUGAGUAUUUGUAUUUUCUUUUGCCUUUGACAUUACGAUAUUGGCUUAUAAUGUCUCUUUUCAUAUUAUGUAAUAUUAGUGGAACAUGCAACUCUACCCAAAUCGUAAGAAUUUCUCAAUGAUGGGUUGUCUGAGGCCAUUAAUAUGAACUGUCAGGUUGGAUUUGGCUGGAUGUGGACCUUAAGAAAUCAAAGGACUUAAAAGUAUCUUCCAAAAAUAAAUGCUAGAAUCUUAUUCAAGUGCAUAUAUACAUUGUCACAGAGCAAAGUAAACUGAAAUUGGCUGCUAUAUUUUAUAUAAUCAUUUCUGCAAAAGCCCAAUUUUUGGAUACUAAUAUUUGACGUGGUUAAUUCUUAUUAAUUUGUUGGAAUUGUUUAUUGUUAAUAAUGCAAAUAGAUAAUUUUUAAUUAUCCUUAAGUAACAUUUCACUAUUAAUGGUUUGAAAUGGGUGAUAAGCAAACAAAUUUGAAAUAAAAUAUCAACAUGUGCCAUUGUAUUAUAACACUAUACACUUUCUUGACAGUUAAAUUUUGAAAAAUGUUUUUUUGUAGCAUGUAUUGUAUAUGUUUAUAGUAUAUGUAGUAAAUAAAAAUAUGGCCAAAUGUUUGGCUUGGUGAUCUUUUGAAGAAA